GGGGCGGUGGCCCGAUGGCUCUGGAACAGUCGUGCAGGCUGCUAGAGAAGGAGUCGUGUUUUCUCUUUUCUGGGAUCAAGGCGGAACAGAAAUGGCGGAGGCUCACCAGGCCGUGGCAUUCCAGUUCACCAUCACACCAGAAGGUAUUGACCUGCAGCUGUCCUAUCAGGCCCUGAACCAGAUUUAUCUCUCUGGCGUCCGUUCCUGGAAGAAACGAGUCAGCCGCAUCAAGAACAGAGUUAUUAAAGGAGUGUACCCUGCCAGCCCUUCCUCCUGGCUGUUUGUCGCCAUAGGAAUCCUGGCCACCAUGUAUAUGCAGUCUGACCCCAGCAUGGGGCUCAUUGCCAAGAUACAGCAGCACCUUCCACUCAGUCUCCAUGUUUCCCUCAGUGCUCAGGGUCAAACCAUGGUGUCGGCUCUAGUCUUCAGCACUCUGCUGUGGCUCUCGCUCAUCCUCGCCCUCAGGUUCUGCCUGAAGCUGCUGCUCUCCUACCACCGUUGGGUCUUUGAAGCGCACGGCAGAGUUUCCAACACCACAAAAGUCUGGGGGACUCUUUUGGGGUUAUUUUCAAGGAGUAAGCCUUUACUGUACAGCUAUCAGACCUCUCUUCCUCACCUUCCUGUUCCUGCCAUCAAAGACACAGUCAGCAGGUAUUUGGAGUCAGUGCGCCCCCUGCUGACAGAUACAGAGUACAAACGGAUGACCGGUCUAGCCAACACAUUUGAGCUGACCCUGGGGAACCGACUCCAGCGCUACCUGAAGCUUAAAGCUCUGUGGGCCACCAACUAUGUAAGCGACUGGUGGGAGGAGUACAUCUACCUGAGGAGCAGAGGUCCCAUCAUGGUAAACAGUAAUUACUAUGGCAUGGACUUCCUGUACAUAACCCCAACCACAGUUCAGGCUGCAAGGGCAGGAAAUAUAAUCACUGCCUUGCUGCUCUACCGACGCAAAGUCAGUAGAGAGGAGCUGACGCCGAGUCGUGUUCCAGGUACCUUCAUCCCCCUGUGUGCAGCUCAGUGUGAGAGGAUGUUCAAUACGACACGCACACCAGGAGCAGAGACUGAUGUGCUACAGCACUGGCAGGACAGCGAGUUUGUAGCAGUAUACCACAGAGGGCGCUAUUUCCGUCUUUGGGUUUACCGUGGGGGCCGGAUGCUGUCUCCCAGAGAGAUCGAACACCAGAUCCAGAAGAUCAUAGAUGACCCUUCACCCUCAUUCCCUGGAGAAGAAAAGCUGGGAGCUCUCACUGCUGGAGAAAGGGUUCCUUGGUUUCAGAUGCGGAAGCAGUUCUUUAGCUCUGGUGUCAACAAGAAGUCUCUGGAUGCCAUUGAAAGGGCAGCCUUCUUUGUAACUCUAGACGAUGAAGAGCAAGGCAUGAGGGGUGAUGACCCUGCAGGAAACCUGGACCGCUAUGCCAAGUCUCUGCUUCAUGGAAAGUGUUAUGAUAGGUGGUUUGAUAAAUCUUUUUCUGUGGUGAUCUACAAAAAUGGGAAGAAUGGGCUGAAUGCUGAGCACUCAUGGGCCGAUUCACCAACAGUGGCUCACCUUUGGGAGUAUACUCUAUCCACAGAUGCCUUCCAGCUAGGAUACACGGAGGAUGGACACUGUAAAGGUGAAGUGGAGCUGUCACUGCCCCCACCUCAGAGGCUUGUGUGGAACAUCCCAUCAGAGGUUCAGACUCAGAUCUAUAGCUCCCUGGCUGUUGCCCAGGCAUUGGCGGAMGAUGUGGACUGCCAUGUGUUUCCCUUCAGAGACUUUGGAAAAGGUCAGAUCAAGAAGUGCCGGAUCAGCCCUGAUGCUUUCAUACAGAUCAGCCUACAGCUGGCAUACUACAGGGAUCGUGGUGGAUUCUGUCUGACAUACGAGGCAUCAAUGACCCGUUUGUUUCGGGAGGGCCGAACAGAGACUGUGAGAUCCUGCUCCAAUGAGAGCUGUGCCUUCGUCAAAGCCCUGGAGGGUGGAGAGACAGAAGAAGAAUGCAGACGUCUCUUCCGACAGGCUUCUGAGAAGCACCAAAACCUUUAUCGACUGGCCAUGACUGGAGCUGGGAUCGACCGACACCUUUUCUGCCUCUAUGUAGUCUCCAAAUACUUGGGGGUGGAGUCUCCUUUUCUCAAAGAGGUUUUGUCUGAGCCUUGGCGUCUCUCCACUAGCCAGACCCCCAUUCAGCAGUUAAAUCUGUUUGACCUGAAGAACCACCCGGAUUUUAUAUCGCUUGGUGGAGGAUUUGGACCUGUUGCAGAUGAUGGUUAUGGAGUUUCAUACAUMAUUGUUGGAGAGGACUUGUUAAACUUCCAUGUGUCAUCAAAGUAUUCCUGCAAUGAUACUGACUCUCACAGAUUUGGAGAUCAGAUAAAGAAAGCUCUCGGAGAUAUCAUGGCUCUUCUGUCAACUGACAGCAAAACCUCUCUCUCCUCCAAAGGCACAGUUCACUCACAGUCCAAGUAGACUGCCUGAACCCAGCCUGACAAAUUUUACCAUCAGUACCUCAUGAUUGAGGACCUCUGAUGUUGCUGGGGCAAGAUGUAAAUUUACAAACAGGAUAGUUUAACCU
Molecule: messenger RNA, 2555 nt
Organism: Austrofundulus limnaeus
Lineage: Eukaryota; Metazoa; Chordata; Actinopteri; Cyprinodontiformes; Rivulidae
Gene: cpt1a2b
Product: carnitine palmitoyltransferase 1A2b
Biological process (GO): carnitine metabolic process; fatty acid metabolic process
Cellular component (GO): mitochondrion
Molecular function (GO): carnitine O-palmitoyltransferase activity
Source: RefSeq, a predicted model, not a curated record